Molecule: messenger RNA, 2905 nt
Organism: Trachymyrmex cornetzi
Lineage: Eukaryota; Metazoa; Arthropoda; Insecta; Hymenoptera; Formicidae
Product: protein grindelwald
Exons: 5
Coding region: 468-1211 (247 amino acids)
Source: RefSeq, a predicted model, not a curated record
UCGACAGUCAAGCGUGGAGGACCGUCGAUGGUGCGCGUUCACGAGUUUGCAUGCGAAUCGAAUACAAUGUACGCGCGUGCGUCCGCGUUCACCGCGACGCAGGAAUCCGAGGACAUCGGGGUGCGUAGCACGUGAUCGUGCGUGGGUGCGUGAGUUCGUGCGUACGUCCGGGGCGCGGACUGCGCUUCACGGAUGACUUCGCGCCACGAACAUGGAGCCUCUACGAGGUAUACUUUUCGAGUGCCGUUAAGGAUCAUCAUGAGCGUCGACUGUGGAGAGAGCCACGAUUGUGUCCUAGAUCCGUGAUUCGAGAUAAAGAGAGAGAGAGAGAGAGAAGAAGAAAAGCAAAAAGGACAAUUUGAAAAAAAGAAAGAACGUCAAACCGGUUGGCGAAUUCGAUAAGAUCCGCUGCGCAUUAGAGCUGAUAUUGCUUCGAUUAAGUGUUACUGGAGGUGACCGUAAACAGCAUGACAUUGAUAGUGUCAGUUAUCAUCGUUCUAUCCGUCUUGGCUAAUGUCUUGCUAGCCGACCUCGAUCCUCGGGGUACCAGGUGUGGCGAGAUACUUUGCGACAUCUCGCAGUAUUGUAGCCCCUUCGAUCUACAUUGCAAACCAUGUGCAGAUGCAUGUAACGCCACGAGUCACAAUUAUCAGCCAGACGAGUGCAAAAAAGACUGUCAAUUUUAUCUUCAUGAUCAGCGCUAUAUUCAACGCAUGGAUCAAUCAAGACAGUACGAUGAUCUCAGAGAGGAGGUCGAGAGGCUUAAAUAUAGGUUCGUGAUCACAACGAUUUUAACCUGUUUCUCACUGCUCGGAAUGUUGUACCUGUUGGCAAGGACCUUAAUACGGUGGAAGAGGAUUCAAGAGUCUUUACAAACUAUAUUUCGAAGGAAUAUAAAAGUGAAGCAGGCUAAUAAGAACAAAGUGCAAGAUGACGUCGAGGCCGCGACGAAUAAGCAAAAUGGUCUCAAGUUGACUAUACCAAGCAUAAGUGCCACGGUGGAGCAAGAAUCCAAGAUCGAGAAUAAUAAUAGUAGUAGUAAUAGUAAUAGUAAUGGGAUUAAUACUACACCGAACACCACGAGCACUCCUCUCUCACGACGGCACGCUAGCGAGGAUACUACUCUCGAUUAUGCUUACGAUAAUCCGGCGAUGACACCGAGCCCGGACUCCGCGCAGCUUAAGACGAAGGCUCGCGAGAGUUCGUUUUAAGAUUAUGGGCAUUUAAGAUAAGAAUAUAUGUACGCAGGAUCAUUCUCGACUUUACUCGAAAAAGUAUAAAUCUCAAGGUACUUAAGCUUAAAAAGAAAAGCAUUUAGAUAAAUAUUUGCUUGUUCUAAAAAUACAUUUUGAAGUUCCACUUGUCCGAAUAGGAACAACUUUUGUGGCAAUAAUUGCUUUUGUGAAAAAAUGAACAAGACAUACAUAUAUUUACCCAGAAUAUUGAGGAAAAGAUUCCUUUAUCGAAAACUUCGAUAAUUCUGGCUUAAGUGGACAGGAAAAUGAAAAUAAGAGGAUGUGGCGAAGCGUAUAGGCGUAAAAUGUGACGUGGCUAUUCUGUCUUGUUCUGUGAAUACAUUGAGAUAUAAGAUUUUUCGCGUUUUUACAAUUUUUCGAGCUACAUUGUUAAUACAUAUUGGUAUGUAUGAGCGAUCACUCAAUGAGAAAUCACUCAAUGCAUCGUUUUAUCUUUUUUAAAUGCUCUCGCAAUUUUACGUAUGUUGAACAGUUUUUAAGAAUGAUAUUCAUAGUCGAUAGUUCUAUGAAUGACCACAGUGUCAUAGAGAAUAAUCGUAUUUCUACAUAAUUAUUUUUUAUUCCCGACAAUCCCUGAAUCAUUAAAUGCCAAGUCAUAAAACAAGUGAUUUCCUGAUAUUUUCGAUGACUUGGAGAAAUGACUUGGAGAAACGAUGAUGAUGAGAGGUGCAUGGCUCAUUUUCGACUACGUAUUAAUUACACUUUGAUGGAAGAAGUAUUUGAAAAAUAACGUUUACGUAUAUCUUUUACAUCGAGACUAUAAACGUCGUCUUAAUAGAUCACUUGUACAGUUAUAACAUAGUAAUGUAAGUUUUGGAGUGACUCGUGAAUGCGUAUCACGCCUCCGCGAACCAUGCGGCUGUGUGACUUAAUUAAAUAGUUAUUAACGCGACGUGCUCGUAAGAUGUAGACGCGCGCAGUGCAAUCUUCUCGACUUUAUCUUCUUGAUCUUAAACUGCUGGUGAAACACUAGUUUCCGUGAAAUUGCUAUACUAGCUCCAAUACCUUCGUCUGUUAGAUAAGCUGUAAGUGCCCCUAAAGUUAUCCUUUUGCUAGUUCUUUAAAUAAAUUUUUAAGUUUGUUUUAUAGUUAUCUUCUAUUGAUAAAGGCUUUAUGCAUGGAUAUUUACUGUGAUGCUAAAAAAUUCCAUUUACAAAUGAAAUUAAUGAAUGAUUAGUAAAGAAAUUCCAUAUUUUUUAGGAAAUUUUUUCUUAGUGUUUUUACGAUUAGUUUACAAUCGCUAAAAUUAUAUCAAUAGCCCGAAUUAAAGAUCGAUGAUUGGCGCAUAAAUUUCUAUUGUAUUAUGCACAGCGCGUGUCCAUUUAGAAUUUUAAUAAUAGAUAUAUAAUAAAUAUUUUAAGAAAUCGCAUCCUUAUCAGCCAUUCCGUCCAUGAAAGGCCUUCCGAGCAAACGUGCUGCGUAUAAGGUCGCGCACAUUGCAUAGGUCAGUGACGUUGCACGCGAGAACGAAGGGAAAUCGAUAACAAUUUUAUCACGAACCGCGGUGAGUCAAGACACAAUGCAUUCUUGUGAAAUUCCGCUGCAAUGUAAAUUCAAAUAACAGCCAUUAAUCUUGUUAAAAAUUUUAAAAAAUGAUUACAUACAAAUACAAUUUGCUCAAAGCAGAUAUGCUCAAUAAUCACUUACUU